This is a messenger RNA of Nezara viridula (southern green stink bug), 2997 nucleotides long. NCBI's taxonomy places the organism in Eukaryota, Metazoa, Arthropoda, Insecta, Hemiptera, Pentatomidae. The record is from the annotation of a GenBank genome assembly.
GGAGAAGUCGUCGUGGGGUUAGUGAGAGUGCUGUAUCCUAGGCUCUGUAUUAUCAUCAAGUAUCACAAAAAUGCUAACCAGAAGACUCUACCUGGAGUUUCGAAGAUGUUACUCCAAGAAUGUUAUCGUAUCCCCUUUUGGACAAAUAGAUCUCCCUACAGCUAGCUUAGAUGAAUACACGAUGGAAUGGUGGAGCAAAUGGGAAAAUAAAACUGCAGUCGAAUGCGGAUUGACCGGUAAAGCCAUCACUUACAAGGAACUUAGACAUAAGAGUAAAUCUCUGGGCACCAGUCUCUCACAGCUGGGGUUAAAAAAGAAGACGGCUCUGUUUGUUCUUCCUAACUGCCCAGAGUUCCCUCUGGCAUUACUUGGAGCUCUGCAAGCUGGUAUGACAAUAUCUGCAGCCAAUCCAAUCUAUACACCAGGUGAAUUGAGACACCAGGCCAAUGAUGCAGGAGCAAAUUGCGUAGUGACAGAUGCUGGAUGCCUAGACCGAGUGCUGGAAGCAGUAGCUGGUCUGAACCUACCAGUAAUCUCUACUGGAGGAUCAACUAAAGAAGGAGUCAUCUCCUUUGAAGAGCUUAUUAACAAAGAAACCGAUAACAGCUUACUUCCAACAACAGAUGAGAAAAUUGGACAAUUGGCUAUGUUACCUUACUCCAGCGGCACCACAGGGUUACCUAAAGGGGUACGCCUGCAACAUAGUAGUAUCACGGCUAAUAUUGAACAAAUUGCUCAUCCUAAGGUCAAUUGCAUCAUGGACACCACAGAGAGCCAUCAGGAUGUAAUACCUGCGGUACUACCAUUCUUCCAUAUAUAUGGAUCAACAUGUGUGAUGAUGAGAUGUCUGCGUUUGGGUGCCAAACUUGUUACCUUACCCAAGUUUGAUCCCCUUCCCUUCCUUCAAAUUCUAGCUAAGAAUAGAAACAUAGUGCUCCACGCUGUUCCACCCAUCAUCAACUUUUUGGGUACCCAUCCGCUAGUAAAGCCAGAAAUGCUGCAGGGUAUCAGGUUUACAAUGACUGGAGCAGCACCCUGCAGUCCUUCUGACAUAGCAAGGUUGAAUGAGAAGAAACCUCAUUACAUUCUACAAGCUUAUGGUAUGACUGAGGCUUCGCCAGUAUUGACGUUCCCAUUGGUGGGAAGCACAGACACAGCCACGAUUGGUGCACCAAUCCCAAAUACUAUGGCUAAAGUGGUUGACCCAAACACUGGAGAAAAUCUGCCAGCUGGCCAAAAUGGUGAACUUUGCUUUAAAGGACCUCAGGUUAUGGAAGGAUACCACAACAAUGCAAAAGCAACAGAAGAAACUCUGAAAGAUGGCUGGCUGCAUACAGGUGAUAUUGGAUAUGCAGAUGAGGAAGGAAACUUCUUCAUUGUCGAUAGAUUGAAGGAACUGAUCAAAGUCAAAGGUUUUCAGGUGGCUCCAGCUGAACUAGAAGCUUUACUCCGCCAACAUCCAAAGGUAGCUGAAGCUGGAGUUACUUCUGCAGUAUGUCCUCGUUCAGGAGAAGUCCCUGUUGGUUUCUUGGUACCUGUUCCAGGUUGUUCCAUUGAUGCAGAACAGGUGAGUUCCUGGAUGAGCGACCAAGUCGCUCCCUAUAAACGACUAGCCAAACUUCUAAUAGUCAAUGAAAUUCCCAAGUCUGCCUCGGGCAAGAUCCUACGAAAGGAGCUAAAGGAGAUUGCCAAAGCAGAAGUACACCUUUAAUAAAGAAACAAGAUAGAACCAAUAAAAGAAAGUCAAAGUGUUAUCACUUGUAUAAAUAAUGACUGAAAAAAAAUUGAACAAAUUAAUUCAGCUCAUUAUAAAUAGGAAAAUUUCAACCACUAACAGAUAUCUGUGAAAGAUUUAAAAUUCCUAAAAUUUCUAUUUAUCAAAGGGUUUUCAGAAGUAAUGUGUUUGAUUUUUCAGUCAACAGCAAAACAUCUGCACAAAUUUAAACUAGAUGAAAAGGAAUAAUUUAUUUUUCCUAUAAAGAAAGAAGUUCUCAAAAAAUAAGAUAUAAUUUAAACAUAGAAGAAAUAGCACUUUCUUUACGAUAAGAAACAAAUUACAGCACAAAUGUGGAUUAUCGAUGCGCACAUUAAUAAUACAUGAUAUUAAUGGCAGAGCAGAACAUACAUUUUUUUUUCCUGAGAUUGGCAAGCACUGAAAUUUAAAACAAAUAUGUUGAAUUCUAGUUCAUUAAUCUUAAUGGAGUAGUUGAGAACCAGAAAAUGGACAUGGAGAAACAGAACAUGGAACACAUAAUAGUGGUAAUGUUUACAAAUUGUUAUAAACAUAUUAUUACACUAACAUUAAUGGUUCAAAUAAUUAUGAAUAGAAUCUGGAUUUUCUUUUAAAAUAAACAGCUAAAUAUGUACAUAUAUGUGUAAUUAUACUUUCAUAAAUAUGUUAAAAAUAUAUGAGAAUGUAAAGCGGGAUGCUUCUUAUCUUAACACAUAUUCGUCUGCAUGACAAAAAUUUUUGUAUGUGAUUUGUAUAUUACAAAAAAUCUUUUCUUUUUUUUUUCAAUCAACACCAGUUAAUUACAUUUAUUAACAAUCAGUAGAUGUGCUGGCUAAAUAACGAUAGCAGAAGAUAAUUUAUUCUUGUUAUUUUAAUUCUAAAUAAAUUAAAUUCUCAUCUUUACCAGAGAUUCAUUUUGUGAACGAUAGUGUAAAAAAUUAGCAGAUGAACAUGUGUUAAAAUUCACUGAAUUUCUUGUUUAGAAUAUUUUCCUUCUAUUUGUACUGAUUUAUUUUUUUAUUUAAAAUUUUUUGUUUGCUAAAUAUGUACGAUAAUGUGUAGAUAUAAUCCAAAUAUGUUAAAUGUUAUAUCCUUCAAAUUUGUACAAAUAUGUAAAAUAAAAAAUAUUUUAUUUGCUUUUAAAAUCGUAUGAAACAAAACAUAAACUAUCGAAGAAGAAUGUAAGAGGCUCAGAAAAAAAUUAUGACCAUAUAUUUUUAUAUUAUUUUAAAUAUUUAUUUUUAAAUAGAAAAUUUUAUAUUCAA